Molecule: messenger RNA, 15868 nt
Organism: Myotis myotis
Lineage: Eukaryota; Metazoa; Chordata; Mammalia; Chiroptera; Vespertilionidae
Gene: SNRPN
Product: small nuclear ribonucleoprotein polypeptide N
Exons: 14
Coding region: 335-1057 (240 amino acids)
Biological process (GO): mRNA splicing, via spliceosome
Cellular component (GO): U1 snRNP; catalytic step 2 spliceosome; U2-type prespliceosome
Molecular function (GO): RNA binding
Source: RefSeq, a predicted model, not a curated record
CGCCCGUCCCCGCGGCAGCCCGCGCCCCUGGUGGACUUCCUGGACUUCCAGGCGGAGCUGCGCCAGGCCUUUCUGGCCGAGACGCCCCGGGGCGGCUAGAGCCCGCGCCCACCGCCCGCCAGAGCGCAGAGCAGAUUGGAAUUACCUCAAUGCAAAGGGUUUAAUAUGUGCUUUUUAGAAACAGAUGAAGGGGGUUACAGGCGCCCCCUCUGCCGGAGCUCCUGCCAGCUUGCUUGUGCGUAGCAGAGCCCGCGUCACCCCUUUGUCUGUAGCCUCCCCUUAGGUCUCAGAUCCCACACUUUCCUGUGCACGUGGACGUGGUGGCACCGCAGCCAUGACGGUGGGCAAGAGCAGCAAGAUGCUGCAGCACAUCGACUACCGCAUGCGCUGCAUCCUGCAGGACGGCCGCAUCUUCAUCGGCACCUUCAAGGCCUUCGACAAGCACAUGAACCUGAUCCUCUGCGACUGCGACGAGUUCCGCAAGAUCAAGCCAAAGAACGCCAAGCAGCCCGAGCGAGAAGAGAAGCGGGUGCUGGGCCUCGUGCUGCUGCGCGGGGAGAACCUGGUGUCCAUGACUGUGGAGGGGCCUCCCCCCAAAGACACUGGCAUCGCUCGCGUCCCCCUGGCCGGGGCUGCAGGAGGCCCUGGGGUUGGCAGGGCGGCUGGCAGAGGCGUCCCAGCUGGCGUUCCUAUUCCACAGGCUCCUGCGGGACUAGCAGGCCCUGUCCGAGGGGUAGGGGGACCCUCCCAGCAGGUGAUGACUCCACAGGGACGAGGCACUGUUGCGGCUGCCGCGGUAGCGGCCACGGCCAGCAUUGCUGGAGCCCCGACUCAGUACCCCCCGGGGCGGGGGACACCCCCCACCCCUGUGGGCCGGGCCACCCCCCCUCCAGGCAUUAUGGCUCCUCCACCGGGUAUGAGACCACCCAUGGGCCCACCCAUUGGGCUUCCCCCUACUCGAGGGACCCCGAUCGGCAUGCCUCCUCCAGGAAUGAGGCCCCCGCCCCCCGGGAUCAGAGGUCCACCGCCCCCAGGAAUGCGUCCACCAAGACCCUAGGCUACUGUUGUCCUUAGUCUCUCUCUGCACUGUGUCUCGUGAAACUGUAGCGUGUUUGUGAGCUGUCCUGCCGCACUGAUAGUCACUAAUAAACGAUAGAGCAACACACUGAGGGCUGUGUGCAUUCCUUCCGUUGGUUUGUUGAGGUCAGAGUGACACGGGCCUUCUCUCCUGUUGGAUUUAUCCUGUGGGGCGAGGUGAGGCCUGCUGAGCCAUGCACUCGGGGCCUUGCUCUCAGGACAUGGUGUUGCGUUCUAACCUUCGCGCUGUGCCUUGGCGAUUGUAACAGCCUCCACACGCAUGCGUUUAGGUGGUGAGCUGACAGGCACACGGUCUCUGUACCUGUUGGGCCCUACAUACCUGCAGGGCUGGGAUGGGCUGAGGGCUUGUGAGGCCACGGAGAGAGGAAGCUGACGGGGAUCACGCCUGAGGAACAGGAAGCCCGCCCUGGUCUGCUUAUCCAGGGCUCUGCCUGUGACCAGUGGCCAUGAUCUGGGAGUGACCACCACUUCCUGCCCACAGCACAGGCUUGUUGGCCUCCAUCGCCUUUUCACACAAGACGAAGGGGAGCUGCAGGGCCUGCGGAUGGCCUGCCAGUGACACCUGGACAGGAGGGAUGCGACUCGUGUCCUGCUGAGCCAGCACUGCCACACCUGCCCUUCGGACAGACCCGCCCCUCCAGGUAAAGUAACCGCGCACAGAAACGCCCGCGUGCAUUGCAAAGGCCAUGGCUAGGUUCAUGAUGACACAGGACCUUGUCUGAACUUCAUGAUCUCAAAACAUGAGCUUGGAUGUGUCACUGAAAUCUAGUCAUGCGCCUCACACACACCUAGCACACCUGGUCAACAGGAAGUGUUGGCUUGACAUGACAACUUAGCAUACUUUCCAUGGCAGUUAACACACGUUCGUUCCUCAGAAACAUCUUUCCGUACAACCUUCACACGCAUUUCAAGCGCAUCCUUUUCUCUUCUGUACAUAUUUGUGCUGUUGGAGGCAACAAAGGAGGCACACCCACGGACCCCGACAGGCACACGUGUGGAGGGAGCGGAUGCCAGGCAUGGAGACUGCCCACCCGCCUGGGAUGGAACGUCGACACCCGCGUUCUCGGUAUCUAGUGGUGGCUAGGUGAAGGCCUCACGUUGACCAACAUGCCGGCUGUAUGGAACAUGCCUUGCCAUGGACACAGCUCCUGUUUGAGGACAAUUGAUCUUGUCUGUAACCUAGAUCAGCGAUUUUCAACCCAUGUGCUCUGAAAUUUUUAAAGCAUGUAACUCGCCCUCCCUUAAACCAUCAAAUAGAAAAUUAUUAGAAUCCACGCAACAAUGGCUGUUCAGUAUGAAUUAAUCAAAAUUAUACUUAUCUUUAGGUCAAAUUGGCAAAAAUUGUAUAUUUUGGUGGCCCACUGAAUUUUACUAAUUGGCUUACGUGCUAUGAAAUGAGAAAGGUUGAAAAUCGCUGCCCUAGGUUUAAGGUCUUACACAGUAAAUGUUCAAGAAAUGUGUGGCAUUAACUAGUUUUCUAAUGUUAACGGUACAGCCCUUACAAACCUUCAGUGACUCCCCCACAGUGGAAACAUGUGAUGACAAUCCAGGCCUGUCCCACCCAACUCCAUGCUUGAUCUCUAAAAGGAGCCCCCUGCUCCCAGACAGGGCCGAGCUGUGGUGCCUGCAGGGACACUGUAGCCAUUGUAGCCCGGAAGUCCUGCUUGAGGUCACAGGGCAGUGAGAGGACGCGGCUUGCUUAGCGCAGAGCAGCAGCAUUUGACAUCAGUCCCAGGACACCGAUUCUGGAGUGAGCGUGGGUGAAUGAAUGCCUUCAGGAAGUCAGGCUCUGACAACAGGCGCUGGGCAGUCAGGAGGGACAUCAGGUGUGGCUGCCAUUUAAUUCUCAAGUUGUAGUGGAAGAAGCCUUACGUGACUUCAGUCUUUAGCUAAAGGACAUAGCUGUGCCCCAUGGCUCCUGCCUUCAGUAGCAUCUUUGUCAUUCAGCAACUUGGUGAGCUUCUCUACCUGAUUUCGGCAUCUUGGUCAUUAUGUAGCAUCUUUAUCUUAUUGCAGCUUCUUAAUCUUUAUGUAGCAUCUCAAUCUGAUUGCAGCAUCUUUGUGUAGCAUUUUAUCUUAUUGCAGCAUCUUUGUCAUUAUGUAGCCUCUUUAUAUCAUUGCAGCUUCUUAGUCUUUAUGUAGCGUCUCGAUCUGAUUGCAGCAUAUUUGUCUUUAUGUAGCAUCUUUACCUUAAUGCAGCUUCUUUGAUUAUAGCUUCUUUAUCUUAAUCUUUCUGCAGCAUCCUUAUCACUUAGCAAGAAUAAAGGUAAAAUACAGGGUUCCCAAUAUGAGUAAUUUGGUGACAUCAGGAAAGGAGCUUGUGCUCUGGCCUCACGGUGACAUGUGGGUGGCGUUCCCAUAGCAUUGGAUUUCUUGUGUCAGGGAGAGUGGAUUUCAUCUGUUCGAUCUGACUGACUUUCUUGACCAUUCUCAACGACCUUUCCACCUUGAUUUUUUUUUACACUUUGGAAUACUUCAGAUUUUCUUCCUGUAGCCUAGGUUCCUACAUUGGAUUACAACACGUUAGUGGAGGAGAGGAAGUUAUCUGUCUGGUGAUAUUUGGUGUUCCACUUUUCAGUUGGGACAGUUGGCUUGGGGAAGUGGAUUCUAAGAUAUUUUCUUGUAAGACACCAAAGGUCUCAACUUGAUUCCAACAGAUUUCUGGGUGUUUCGUGGUCUUUGAUCCCCAGGUGUCACUUGAAUGAAAUUGCUGUCAAAGAUGGCUGAUGAGUCAGUCACUCACUCUUGUAGGCCAGGGCCUUCCUGAUGGUAGAAAUGUACAGUCCACAGGCAUAGCCUUCAACCAGGUGCACUUGCUGUUGGUAAGACGUGGGCUUGACUCAUGAUGAGCUAUGUUGUCUGAAGUGAAUGACGUGAAGGUCACCCGAAUACUCUGAAGUCCAGCCAAAGUGUCCAUCCACGCACGUGGGCCGCACAUUUCUUUAACAUCCGUUUGUAGGCUGUACAUUUCACCAGGCUUCCCAUCAACAUGGCAGGCUAGUCAGAGAGAGGAGGGCGCCGUGGGCUCUCAUCCCCACCCACCACAUCUGCCGUCUCACUUUGGAAUUUCCCAUCAUGCAUUUCAAGUGAUACCCUCAUGACAGCCUCACUGGUUCCCACCUUGGACCAGAGCUUCCUGAGCCCGUGGCCCCAGCCCCUUGGAGCAGCUCCAGUUAGCACAGGAGCCAGAAAGUGCCAGUUGGUUGACACCUUGCUUUUGUCUGAGAUGAGUUUACUUUUUCCACCUACACUCAGAGGGAGCCCUUUCAUUCUUUUCUUAGUAAGUCACCACCUUUUGCAUCUUGGCAAGAUGUAGAUGGAGAUUCAGUUGUUGGCUCAGAUUCAAGGGGCCGUAAUAGGCGUUAGCAGUGGGUGAAUCUGAGCCCAGGAGAGGAACGGUUUUGCCAAAAUGCCAUGCAUUCUUCGGGGUCUUCACGUCAUUCUUUCACAUCUGCACCAUCUGUCUUGUGUGAGUAAUGGAUCUUAUGACCUGAGAUUGACGUUCUAUGGCUAAGUGCUUGUGCUUCGCUUGUAGUAGCUCUUGUGAGGGUUGAAUAGUAAUUAAACAGGUAUUUAGGAAAACCUGUAUAAAAAGUUACCAUGGACAGUUGAAUGUAUUAAGACCUUAUCCUUAAAUAGUCACCUUAAUUUGUUAAUGCAUGUGUGUGAGUGUGUGUAAAUAGUGUGGGUGUGGAUAGUGUGGCGAGUGAACAGCUUUUAGUGGAAAGCUGUUGGGGUUCCAAUUAAUUACAUUCUUUGUAAAGUAAGUUAGACAAGUAUUUUCACAGUUCUUUACCUUGUUUAGUUCCAGUUGUCCUACCAGAUUUUUUUUUUUAUAUUUACUACCUCAGAGACAUGCUUGGUUUCUCUUAGAGAAUUGAGAGAAGUAAGAUGCCCUUUCUACUAACUGAAUUACAGUGGGAACAUCAGUUGAGUGAGAAAGGAAAGGAGGGAGUUAACGGUCUUUUGACCUUGGACGUUGGGUGCCAGCUAGGGUGGUCCUGACUGCUGAAAGGACACUGGUCAUGCUGGCUGAGAACCAUCCAGAACAUCCAUCCGUUCUUGAGGGGCACGAGGCCUAGAGAGAAUCCCUACACAGCACUGGGAAGGCCGAGAUGGAGAGGGAAUGAGUGGUGGGGGAGGGGAGUGCAGGGAGGAAGGAAAAGGGAGGGUUUAAAGGGAAUCUAUCAGGUGUGAAGGGAGACUUCCUUUGUGAGUCUUUGAACAUCAGAAGAGGCUGUGUUGGGAGGUUAGGAGUUGGAGGAACCACUGACCUGCCAGUGUUUGAUUCAGGGCCUCGUUCUCAGCCAGCCGGGAUGGGGGAGCUCCCAGAUCCUUUCCUGAGGUGACGGUGUGGCUGGGUUAGUAGAAGGUGAAGGGGUUUGCAUCUGCAGCCAGCUGAGAUGAGACCAGGCUUGUCUCCAACCUUAGUGCACAUGAGAAUCAGUCCACGGGCUUGUACAGUUUGUCUGUGGCUGAUUCAGUAGGUAUAGGGCGGAGAAGGUGACAUGCCCUGUUCAGGCACCACACAGAGAACAAAUAGCUGGGUUUGAUUCAGAAUUCAAUAGGCAUUAUCUGACAGCACUGUUGUACAACUGCUAAUCUAUAUGGGAUUCAUUGUGGCACAUUUAAAAUUGACUAAGAAAUUGGUUGCUUUUUUUCUUGAAACAUAAUCAGUUAGGAUCCAAAUUUGUAAUUGGCCGGACACUCGGAAAUUUGAGAAUUGGAAACCCUUUUAUCGGAACAAAUUGCCAAAAUAAAUUUAAAUUUAGGUACCUGAUUGGAGGAAGCAAAUUAAUUUUGAUAAUGUCUCUAAUAAUGAAUCAACUACCCAAAUAUUGACCUCAAUUUGGAUGAAACUGAACAGUAAAGUUUCCAGAAAACAGUAGUAUUCUCAAUAGCAUGUUUAUCUCAUAGACAUGGUAAUUUUUGCCAGAUGCUUCCACUUUGGGGGAGUGUUUUAUCCAGUUUGUGUUCUGUGUUGGUUACUGAACUGUGCACAACUUUAUUACUUUGCAUAUGGUUGUUGUAUUGUAAGCAUCCACUCCUGCAUCAUUUAAAAUGGCCAUAAACUGGCAAUACCAAUGAGGUAAUGGGUGAUGCUAUUUUCUAGUGGCAAAUUUCAAUAUGUAUUUAAUAGCUUGGCUGUAAAUAUCCUGGUGGCAAUAUUUGGUAUUGAUAUUGGACUUUUGUAAAUAUGCUUCUAAAUGGGAAUAGUGUUACAAUGGACUGUUCACUGUUAGUGGCAAACUUUGACAUGUUGCCACUUUAGUCGGGGUUUCUCUGUACUGGGAGGUGCUGAGGAGUAUGGAUGUAGAGAGACUUUGCAGGGACUGAAGAAGGAACCCAGACUAGAAACAAAGAGACCUCUUCUGUGGCUUGGACCGAAUACAAAGUGAGCAAUCCUGUUGUUUUAGGAAAGUGUGACUUAGGAAGGGACUCCGAUGGGAGCAGGGAGACCUCUCUUCUGUGGUUGGACUCAAAUGAGCAAUCAUGGAGGGUUUUUAAAAAUUGUGACAUGAAGGACCUCAACCUUGAAACAAGGAGACCUCUCUUCUGUGGUUUGGACUCAGUACAAUGAGCAAUCGUGGAAGACUUAAAAAAUGUGACCUAUAAAGGAAAGGGACCUAAAUGUGAAACAAGAAGACCUCUUUUCUGUGGUUUGGACUCAAAUGAGCAAUCAUGGAAGACUCACAAAAUUGUGACUUGUAAAAGGACCUAAAUUUGAAACAAGGAGACCUCUUUUCUGUGGCUUGGACUGAAGAUAGGGAGAAAUCCCACAGGAUUUUUUAAAAACUGAUGAUUUCUAUGAGGAUAAGUUAUGGCAAUGAUACAAAUUUUUUUAUUUUUGUAGGAUGGCAAAAAUGUGUCGUAUUUUUCUAAUUAUCUUUUGCUUAAUGUGUAACUCUCUGGUGAGCAUGACUGAAUGGACUGGGUGUUUCUCAAACUAGUCAGUUAAGGUCCUAGUGAGGCCAAAGGAAUAUUUAAAAUUUCCCAUCCCCCUAAAAUACGAAUCACAAUGAGGAAACUGAAAAUCAAACACAACUCACUGAGCAAUAUUUUUGUCUUAGAUCGCAACAUGGUAAAGUUUGGUAAAAUGUUUACAUGAAAGAAUGGAUUGACUUUUCUGAUUGUUUCAUGGAGAGAAAAAUAUUAACUCAUUGGCCUUAAAGUCAAUACUCUUCUCGCUCCAAGACCUCAUGUAAUUAAUUGGCAUUUACUAUGAAUCUGGAGGAUAGAUUGUACGUCAUAUUGGGUAUGUUGUCAGUUAUUGGGUAAAAUAUAUUCAUAAAGAAAUAAAAGAAAACGUAAGUUUUAGGAAAAAUUUAGCUUCCACUUUAAAUCUAAACUCUUUAAUACAGUCCGGACAUAACGGCAUUUGAUUGUGCCUCUGCUGCGUGCAGAGAAUUGGGUGACACCAUCUUAAAUUCAACUUGCCUGUCCAUCAGCCAGAGGGAUACUAACAUUUCAAUUUGGCUUCUGUGGAAAGGAAAAGGGUUUUUGUAAAGUCAUCCGUCUGUUUCAGUCUAGCUCACUAGAGAAUAAAACUUACCUGUUUAAAAAAAAAAAAAAGCAGGUGAACAUUUGAACGAAUCUCUUGUGCAACCUCUUAGAGAUCAAGAGUUCAUUGUUAUUGAGAGUAUACAACUGUUUACUUAUUAGUGGUAACCACGGACGUAGCCACAUAAAAUUAUGUAAAUACAUGUAUCAUUGUUUAGCUUUUGUAAUGUAUAUAGCAUCUUCUACAACUUGCUGUUAAAGAGAACUCGUGGAGCAGUUGUUUUUAAAAUGACAAGACCAUGCCUGGAUCACUCCAAGAAGAUUCUGGCCAGUGACCAUGUGAAGUCACUCCAUGCCAUCGUAAACAUCACUUCAGAACCACUGCAUGAUACUUUGCCUGAAUUUUAGAGAAUUGUAGAAAGCUGCUGCCAACGAGGGGGUGACCAAGGGGCAGGCAUUGAACUCAGUUGGGGCCUGAGAACAAUGGACAAGGGUAUCUUGCCAAAAGUAAGAACCUGCAUAGCCAGGUGAUUGCUGUUCAGGCUCCGUUAGAUGGCUGCUCCGCACCUACCUUUCCAAUCGGCAGUUUGACCUCUUUUAACUUUUUUAAACUUCCAGCCGUCGCCUUACUUCUGUCUUCAGAUUCUCUCUGACAUAAUGAACCACAUCGUGUUCCAACAGUAUUAUAAAUAAGCAAUAAUCAGAAGGAGGGGAAAGAUUCCAUAGACUGGUAUUUCCAGCAUCUUUUGCCACUCUGAAAACCGGUCAUCUUCCACUUGCCACCUCUGAAGAUUUGGAUUCUCAAAAUCUGGGAUGUUCGUUCACUCAAACCCCCUGGUCCCCCUAAUAAUCUCCAGAAGUUUUUACAGCAAGAAACAGUGUUACUGAAAGCCAGGAUGAUGUACAAUGGAUGAGCCAGAGAUCCCAGCCUGAGGAACUGCCCUGCCUGAGCUAGGGACUCCUGUGGGCAUCUCACCCUCAUGCAAACUGAAGGGGUCUUUGGCCAGAUCAAGAGCCAUUCUCCCAACCUAAUACGCAUUGAUGCCUGGGCCAAAAGCAUAUAGGGACAGCAUCCUCAUCCCGUAUUCCUCCCCACAAAGGUAUGUGAAGGACAACAUCACGUAGACACAGCCAACCCCGCAGGAAUCUGGAGAGGAAGGACACAGAGCACAUUCUAAUUGACCUAGAAGCUUUACCAGCCACAAAGACAAGAAACACAGAUUGAUACUGUUUUGACCAUCGGUCUUACAUUUCAUUGGAGAAAAUAUUUUGUGAUGGGGAGUCUCAACUCACCUUCAGAAGGUCUACCAUUGAAAGCUGUGUAUCUGAGACUCUUGUAUAGAUGCCUGAUGCACAGGUCUCCAGUUUUCUCCAAUUCACAUUUUAAAAACAACUCAGAAUCUAACCCUGCUAAGUACUUUAUUGCCCACAUAAAGCUGAACAAUUGAUGGACAUUGGUAUGGACAAUGUUGUUAAAAUGUAAAUAGAAAAUACUCAGUGACUGAUGAAUGUUAAUGAACUGUUGUUGAUGUGAGGAGACCAAGAGAAUGAAAUUCAACAUAUAAUGGUUUCAUUUUCUUGUUUUUAUUCUUUGUUUACGUUAACUUCCUUGGAAUAUAAACUCAAGCACAGAGGCCUCCAUUUGUAAACAAAUCUGUUAUUUUUGGAUAUUUUUGUAACGGUUGCUGUGAUAUUCAAGCUGGUUUCCUAGGGAAGUUUCUAAUACAUUUAGUAAAAUUGUCUUCUGUAUAUAGAGUUUUUUAAAGCUAUACACAAUGCUGGACUCGUUGUUUGUGUGCUCAGGGAUAGCAGGAAAGGAAAUAGCAAGGCAUUAGAUAUCCAUGUGUAUAAAAAAGCCAAAUAUAGUUGCUUUGCGCCAUUUCCUAAUGUAUUGUAAUUAUUAUAACAAGGAGUUUGGUUACGUGUAUAGAAGUAUUUUAAUACAUGAUGAUGAAAAUAGAACUGUCAGAAUACCUCUGAAAGAUGUACAUAUUAAACCAUUAGAAUGGACGAUUGCUGUGGGACUGGGGGAGGGAGGUUUUGUACACAGCUAUCACAGACAUGAAAGGCUGCUCUGUGGGUGUAGAUAUUCCUGUAAAUGGUCUUUAUUUUGAAAUGUAUAUGUUGCUCUUUGCUUAUUACCAAGUGUUAUUGCUGUUUAUAUAUAUAUAUAUUAGGACUGUUGCGCCAUGUUACCAAAGCCAUCUUACAGGGAUGGCUUACCUCCAUGCUCACACGUCUACCUUUAGUUUGUAAAUUUUUCGUUUUGCCAGUUGCAUUAUUAAAUGGCCUCAUUAUUAAUUUAUUUAUGAUAACAUUUUGUUAUAAACAAUGUUAUUAAUGCCUAACAUGCAAUUUUCAACAUGUAUAUAUGUCAUUGUAAAUUUGUUAUAAAUAUGAUCAACUUAAUGGGAUAGAAGCAUUUUUGUUUACCAAAGAGAUGUUAGAUGUAGCCUCUCUGUGUUCCCUGCAUCAUUAGGCUCCAUUUUCAUGUUGUCCUCGGGGUGAGCAUAGUGUAAUGAUCUCUGUUUCAUUACAUCAUCAUGCUGGAAAUUUCAUUGCAACUGUAGGUCUGCUUUCAUUGAUGGUUUUCAGACAUUUAUAUACAAAUAGGACGGGUUUUUUUUUUUUGCAUAACUUGGAGAAAUCUCUACAAGUGGUAUAAAACAGCAUAGUUUAGAAAAGUUCAUUUGCUGGUGGAAAUUGACAUAAUAGUGAAUUGUUUUUAGAACUUAUUUCUAGUUGUAUAGGUGAUUUAUGUUUGAUGUGGGACGUUAGCAAUGGAAUAUAUUAAACCCAAGUUCAUUAUAUGUGGGCUGACAAAAGAAUGUGUUUGUAUUAUAUGUAUAUAGUAUACAGUUACACGUUUUUUAAAGCAAUAGGAAGUUUUAUAUUUGCAUGUCUUGUUUUUAGAUUAUUGUAUAUAUCUUUUUGCUUUAAACUUUUAGUUCUUUAAAUAUAAUGAUUGUUUACAUAUUCAUAUGUGUGUAUACAUAUACACAUAUAUACAUGUACAUAUGUGUAUAUUAGUGUACAGAACUUUUUUAAAGUCAUAGGACAAACAAUGGAAGAUACUGUGACGCUGCUAGCUAUAUGGUGGACAAAUGUUUUGUUUUAUAACAUCUGCAUUGAUAGACACACGUGACUUCUGUUUUGGCAAUUAAAUUGCUAUACUAUGUCUAGUCGACAUGUAUUGUUGGGGGGGGUUAUUGCCUUUGUGUUGUAUUUUUUUUUUAGUAGGUAUUCUUUGUUAAGGUGUAGAAAUCAUUGUCAUUAAUGUGUAAAUGUGUGUUUUUUUUUCUACCAAUCUAGUUUUUGAAUGUUAAGUUCUGGAGCCGAGCAGGGAGGUAUCUGACUGCUGUAUGUAUAAUAGACAAGUUCCUUACCACAUCUUCACUCCUAGGUUUGUAGAAAUACCCUGUUUCCACGUGCCCCCGCGCGCGCACACACACGCACACACACAGUACAUAUGUUAAUGUUGAACUAGGGUUAAAAAAUGUUUGUUACCAAUAGAAGUGUUACUUCACCCCCUAGUGUUGGAUAUCACUUGGGGUGAAUGGGGGUGAUUAAUCUGACCAGAUCUUUGUUUUUCUACCAUAUACUCUUGUACAUGUGCCGAGAUUUGUCAUUUUAAAAACUUUAAAUCUAUUUCACCUGAAAUUAUAGCACAUAUGCUUUUUUUUGCUUGUUGAAAUGGUUCACCAGUCCUGCCUAUUUUAAUCUUCAAACAGUAUUUAUCUUUAAAACGCCUGUUCAUUGCUGAUAUACUUUCUAAUAUCACAACCUAUUUGUAUAAUUAGACUUUUUUUUCUGAAUGUUGAACAGGGGUAGUGGAUGUUUCUGAACUCAUCUCUAAUACUCUCUUCAUGUCUUUCUGGUUUAUGUCUAUGACAUGGACUCUGUCUAUUGCAUUGCAUGUAGACCACCCACAGUCAAAUCCUCUCCCAUCACCAUCGAUUUGGCCCCCAUUUUCCUCGACUACCUCUCCACCCACUUCCCAACAACAUGGAUGGACCUUGAGAAUAGGAUGCUAAGUGAAAUAAGUGGAAAGUAUUUUUACCUCACAUUUUUAUUUAGAUGUAAAAGUAGAUAGUAACCAUGAAAUUGUCAUUUUAUAGAAAAAUACCUCAAUUUAAGGGCCAUGUUGUUAUAUAUUAUUUUCCCAGAUGUACUGAGGUUCAGGAUGGAAUUCUUUUUUCUAAAGAACAUUUACAGAAUCUCUAAGUAUAUAAUCCUGUAAAUAUUUUAUUGUAUAUUUGUUCCUACCAUUGUCUUUCAAUAAUAACACGGCAAUAAAAUUAAAUGUACAAGAUAAUUCAUUUCCCCCAACAUGGAAGAAUAGUCUGGCCAUCCUAACAAGUAUAAAUUUAAAACUUAAGAUACAGUGUGAAUUUGGUGUUUUUUGGAUGUGCCAAAUUUCCCAAUAUGUUCCUAUUUUUUUAUUAAGAUUUUUUUUGGAAAGGUGUUUAAAAUUCAUAGCAAAUUGAGGGGAAGGUACAAAGAUUUCCCAUAUACCUCAGUCCCCCACACACAUGCAAUAAUCAACCCAACACAUAGGGUAAUCUCAUGCCUUUUACAUCCAUAAGGUGACUUUGACAUUGACAUAUAUCUAUCUUGAUAUUUGGGUUAUUUUCUUACCCUAAAUCCUCUGUACUCUGCCUACUCAUUCUUCUGUGUUUUUCUCUCUCUCUUUAACAUUGAAGGUAUUAGUUGCUUCGUUGAACGGAUUUUAUACUACCUCUUGGAACUAUACAUAGUUGUGUAUGUGUUCCCUUGGUCGCAUGACAGUAUUCAAGACAACUUUGUAAAUAACAGGCAGAUACACUUUAAUUUCUAACAUCUAGUCUUUCCAGAUGUAUAUAUUCUCUCAAUGUAUACUCUUGUAAAUAAUUCAUUGUACAAUUCCAUGCUUUUAUAUUCUUGGGUUGUGUGGUGGUUGCUUAGGCUAUGUAUAUAUCCUUGCUCUGUGGAUUUGCUAGGGGGCGGGUAAAAGGGAGUGGCCCUACACUUUUUGAAAUAAGGCAUUGUUUAGUGUUUAUUCUACAUCAAAGACCUCAGUCCUCACUUUGUGGUUGUGUAGCUGAUAGGGCAUUAUGUAUUUUAAUCAUGGGAAAUGUAUUUUAUAGGAAUUACACAGCCACAGUCAGGACAAUUUUGUAAAUAGCAGGCAUAUAUAUAUAAAUACACAUCAUUUUAAACAUCUAGUUUUUCUAGAUGCACAGGGAGAUUCGCAAAAUUUUGUAAAUACUUCAUUGCAAACUAGCGUAAGUUGGCUUCUGGUAUGUUUUGGCAAUGUAAUAGGUGGUUAGUGAAUAUCUGCUUCCUAGGCUGUGCUAGCAUUCUGGUGUUCAGUGAGUUCCUGGGAGAGGAAUCCCAAGAUGGCCUACAUAUCUUCAUCUUAUUAGGCUCUCAUGUGUAAGGAAAGGCUACACCGGGUAUGGAUAACGGCAGUGACAAACCAGACUUGUAUUGUGAAGCUUCAGGGAGAAAGAUAUGUGACAAGAACUGUCCCUUUGUCACAUUCAGAUAUUCUCAGUGAUGUGAUCAAACAUGGCAGCAACGCACAUUGCUAAAGGAAUUGCUAUGUUGCUAGGCUAGAUAAAUAUUAACACAUAUGUAACAUUAGUUUUAGGGUUUUGGUCUGAUAAUGCUUUUUUUCUCAUUUAUUAGCUUCUUGAUUUUCAUUUUGCUAUGAAAGUUAUUGUAUUCUUACACUUAUGAAAGCCAGCCUCAUGUUACAUGUAAAUGUGUUAAUUUUGUAUGAGAUAAUUAAGCAACUCUCUAUCAAUGUUUUCAUCUAUAUGCAUCUGUAUGAGAGAAUUUCACUAGUUAUGAAUAUUUUAAUUCUCUGAGACCUUUUUAAAAUUUUUUCUGGUGAAUUGUUACAUUUGAAUGUCAUGAUUAAUGUUGAAAGUGUAUUGUAUCUCAGUUGCCUGUAAUGUACAUUAUGAAAGUUUCUUAGAAAGGUGGUCCAAUCCAGUAUUGAUUAAAGUAUAGAUCAUCUCUGAACAGCAGUUUGGCAAUGACAAUCAAAAUUGAAUGCGUAAAAGUGACUGCUGUGAUUUUAUCUGUUCCAAAUCAAAUUUACAAAGUUGAAGGUACAUUAUAAAUUGAAAGAAACAUUGAACAACUGAAAUACACAUUAGUGAAAAAUAUUGUAAUGAUUAUAGCUUACUUAAAUGAAUAUGAUCUAACCACUGAUAAAACAUUCUUAUGUGGAUGUGUGUUUUAAAUUGAUACUUAAAAUUGUCAUUUUUGAACAAAGAUCAACAAAUGUAUAUUGACAAGAGGUGUGUCCAUGUGCCUCUAGUUCAUAUACCAGAAAAGGUAAGGGCAAUGAUUCACCAUCAGUGUCACUAUCCCGGUGAUGGCUUCGACACAUUUUGGAAUUUUUGUGCAUGUGCUAGUUAAACAAUAAGGCAUUGCUCAUCCAUGUAUUUGUAUGUUGCUACAUGACAAUCUAAAGUGACUGAGUAUGGAAGAGAAAGUUGUCUGGACGACUAUGGCAAAAUCUCAGUGUACAAACAUGUGAAUGGAAGGACUGCUUCUACUUUGGAUUCAAAUUUUUUAAAGGUAUUUCAAAAGGAACAUUUCAACAACAGGAAUUUUAAAGGCACAGCUAAUUUGUGCCUGUCGUCCAUCUUGCCUAUCAACAUCUUGGGCAUGUGUGUCUGUGGGUCCGGCCUUGUAUUGCCAUUGGGCCUGAUUAAUGCUUUUAAGAGAUCAAGACAGCAUGAGACUUAAAGACUAAUGCAGCACAGAGCUGUACCAUGUGAGGAGGAGGAAGGAGGAGAAUCGAUUACCCAAGGAGAGAAGAAGGGAGACGACGAGACUGCAGGAGUGAAAAGGAGGAAAGGAAAGUGAAUUUGUGACAAGUGAGGACAACCAACAUCAGGAGCCUUUGUCUUUCAAUGGAUCACCUUGUUCCCUGAGGCUCAACUGAACCACCGGAGAUGAUGGUUCCCGAGGAUGGCACCACCGCCUCGAGUCCUCACGCAGUGUGCCCCACUUCCAUCCCUGGCCCAGGAGCGUCCCGGAGACAUGCAUGGGAUGCCGGAACAGACUUGCUUCUGCCACCAUCUGAAACGCCCGCCAGCCAGGCUCCAGAGCGGCCCAGAGGUGCCUCUUGGGCGUGGCCAUGGACACUCCCUGCCAGCCUGACAGGAGUGAGCCCUCGUGUCCAACGUGACCCAGCGGGUGAUGGCGAGAACUGUAAGCAGCAUGUUGACUGUUGUCCUUGUUGCUGUGGGACUGGCACCAGGAGAUGGCAAGCUGGAGACCUUAAUCCCGAAGCCCUGGACGUGCCGUUGCGAGGCCUCCUCCAGGGCUCCCAUAUAUUUCUAUUUUACUUAUAAUCAUAGCGUAGAUUUAAAAUGUAUUCAUUAAAAAUAGUCUUUUAUUUUAGAUUUUAGGCAACAUAGAAAUUUGUUAAGUAUGUAGCUAUUACUUCAUGUACCUUUGUUUCCCUUUUAAUUUUACCCUGCCCCAUGUCAUCUAAUGUCUUUUUAUUUUUGAAUUAGAUUACAUUCAAUAUUACUUUGUAUUAGUUUCAGGUAUACUCAAAAGUAAAGUGUCCCCUCAAUGUUUCGGGUACCCACCAGGCCCCAUAUAUACGGAUCACAGUACAAACCGACUGUACUCCCUACGCUAUCAUCUACUAAUAGAGUUAGUGCGCACCCUUGUGGUGCUGCUCAGACAUUGUAGACAAGUAGUGUUUUAGGCGCUUACACUGGCCACACAUCUUCUCUGCAUUAAACAUGCUUUUAUAUUAUUCCUUUUGAAUUUAUUCAACUAACUUGUUGAAAAAAAUUCCAACGAAUUGGAAUUACUCUGGCUAAAAAUACUCAAUUUAUAUAUAGACUCAGAAAUUAGCUUUCCCCUCAUUCUAAUCUAGGUCCUUCUCUUUAUUCUGCCUCCCCCUGUUUGAGACUUCAAACUGCACAACACUGUUCAAAGCUGUAGACUAUUAGGUGUCAUUGUCUUUAUUCUGCUCACUGACACUGCAGAGAAGUUAUUCUUCAUCACUGCUCCGCAAAAUCAUAUAUGCUCACUGCUUAAUCAUCACUUGUACUUUUUCAUUUCAUUUUUCCAGCUUCCUUGCAUUAUUAUAGUGUCACUGGAUUUUAAGAGCUUGUUUAUAACUAAAGAUGUUAACCAUUUCUCAUGCAUUGCAAAUGAUAUACCAUGUUUUUUGUUACUAUUUUACUCUGCUGUUUUACUUUUUGGUUGUAUCAAACUUGUGCAUUAAAUAUAAUCAUAUUCUGUUUUA